AUGCAGCAGGUGGCGUUUGGUAAUCCCUCCUUGUGCUGUGGUUUUGUCGAGCAUCCGGGAUCUAACGACCGACCCAGGCUUCACGAUGAAAGAAAACCACUCGAACCUAAUUACCCGGCCAUAAAGCCAUCCAUCUCAGAGAGACAUCGAGAGGAGGACCGUAGACAUGCUGAUGCAUUAUCAUUGGAGCACGCUCCACCAGGACCAUGCUAUGAUGGACUCAAAAACAAUGUGGCCACAUCGCUGAUGCGGGUCAAACUCAAUGCCUGGCCGAAAGGAACACCGGAGUUUGUCAGCCAUACGGUAAUGAAGGAGUACAUCCAGGAUACGUCGAAGAAAGCAGGUGCCGAAAGCGUUACAAUAUACGGAGCUCGAGUGACCAGGUUGCGCAAGGUUGAUCGCAAGUGGGACGUUACGUGGACGACCUUAAAGGAAACCACACAAUCGGGAACGCUUGAGGAACAGGAGGAAACUGCUAAAUUCGAUGCGGUAAUAGUCGCUUCAGGCCACUAUCAUGCGCCUCGGGUUCCAGAUACACCUGGGCUGUCCAAAGCGAAAGCACAGUGGCCGUCGCGCAUAACUCACUCGAAAGGGUACAGAAGCCCGAACCCUUACGCUGGCAAGAACGUCUUGCUCAUUGGAGGCGGGGUAUCCUCAACGGAUCUUGCUCGAGAAAUCGGUCCCUUGGCCAAGAACGUCUACCAAAGCACGCGGAACGGUGAAUUCGAUAUCUCUGCCAGUGUCCUUCCGGAGAAUGGUACAAGAAUCAGUGAGAUAGAACGAUUCGAAAUCGAGGCAAAGGCUGCUACAGAUGAUGAGGCUUUGCCGAUCAAGGUACACCUGAAGUCAGGGCAGACGCUUUGUGGAAUUGAUGCGAUCAUUAUCUGUACCGGAUACCAUAUCACGCUGCCUUUUCUGCCGGAAUAUCACGACGAUACAACACCAGCGGAGCGAGCAAGUGAUACAGUCUUAGUGACUGACGGGACGCAGGUGCAUAACUUGCACAAAGACAUCUUCUACAUCCCGGAUCCAACCCUGGCAUUUGUGGGAGUCCCAUACUACACAGCGACGUUUACGCUGUUUGAAUUUCAAGCAAUAGCUGUAGCGAACGUUUUCGCCGGGAUUGCGGAGCUACCAGCGGAGAGUGCAAUGAAAGACGAAUACACCCGUAAAAUCGAAGAGAAGGGCAGUGGCAAGCGCUUCCACUCUCUGAAGGAUAUUGAAGAAUUUUACGUGAUUGACCUGUUGGAGUGGAUCAAUGGAUACAGAGCUAAGCAUGGUCUCUCCGCGAUCGAAGCCCACUCAGACAGUUGGCAUCUGGCGAAAGCCGAGCAGAGGGAGAGAGUCAAGGUGCUACUGGGGACUGGCCGGAGACGAGACAGCGGCAUCGGGGAGCUUCCGGUGUUGGAGGUAUGCAGCUAG
Molecule: messenger RNA, 1422 nt
Organism: Aspergillus niger
Lineage: Eukaryota; Fungi; Ascomycota; Eurotiomycetes; Eurotiales; Aspergillaceae
Exons: 4
Coding region: 1-1422 (473 amino acids)
Molecular function (GO): N,N-dimethylaniline monooxygenase activity; flavin adenine dinucleotide binding; NADP binding
Source: RefSeq, a predicted model, not a curated record